This is a messenger RNA of Coregonus sp. 'balchen', 1416 nucleotides long. NCBI's taxonomy places the organism in Eukaryota, Metazoa, Chordata, Actinopteri, Salmoniformes, Salmonidae. The record is from the annotation of a GenBank genome assembly.
AUGGCUCUGAAGUUCUUGAGGAAGAAAACAACCAAACUGAAGAGCUUCGUAAGGGAGUACAGCAUCUCUCUCUACCUGUCUCCCUGCCCCUUUAUCAUCAACAUGUUCGGCAUUGCCUUCGAGACAGACGACUACUACAUCUUCGCUCAGGAGUAUGCCCUGGCAGGAGACCUCUUCGACAUCAUUCCCCCUCAGGUGAGAUGAAGAGAAACAGAGAUGUAUUCAUCCGCUCUUACAAAAGAAGGCUCUCAACAUAAUGUCUGGAAUAUGAAUAACUGUAAAAGUUAUUUUAUUUCCAGCUGAAGGAUAAUAUACAGAUUUGACAUGAUAAAUGUUAAUGUGUAAGGUGAAUGUGAGAUCUAGGUGUUGUGUUUAGAAAUAGCUCUGAUAGCAACAUAAUCCAGGUCAUUAUCUAACCACCCGUCAUCCAUUGAAGACUAUUUUUAGAAAGUUAUUUUCUAUAACUAAUGUAAUACCUGAUAUCCCACAGGAUUAAAUGCAGUCAACAUGUACAGUGGAGAGUUACAUUAAAUCCUUGGCUUAUAGCUGAACACACAUUCUGAUGGAUGGUUUAAAUGUUUUACUUGCUGGUGGAUUGUUUGACCUCAGUGUGUAAUCUUCUCUGUUUAGGUGGGUCUUCCAGAGACGGUGGCUAAGCGUUGUGUCCACCAGGUGGCCAUCGCCCUGGACUACCUGCACUGUAAGAAGCUAGUCCACCGGGACAUCAAGCCUGAGAACAUCCUCAUCUUUGACAAAGAGUGCCGUAAGGUCAAGCUGUCAGACUUCGGCAUGACGCGGCGCGCCGGCUCCCCAGUGAAGCGUGUCAGCGGUACCAUCCCUUACACGGCACCGGAGCUGUGUGACGCCUCGCAGCACGAGGGCUUCUGCGUGGACUACAGCACGGACGUGUGGGCCUUUGGUGUCCUCCUCUUCUGCAUGCUCACCGGCAACUUCCCCUGGGAGAAGGCCCUGCCGUCGGACGCCUUCUACCAGGAGUUUGUGCGCUGGCAGCGGCGCCGGACGGGAACGGUGCCCUCUCAGUGGCGGCGCUUCACAGACGAGGGGCUGCGCAUGUUCCGCAGGCUCCUGUCCAUCGAGCAGGAGCGCCGCUGCUCCGUCAAGGAGGUUUUCAGCUACUUCAACCACCACUGGAUGCUGGACAAUGAGCCGGGUGGGAGUAACGCUGCGGGAGGAGGGUUGGGGGGCAGCGGGCCCCAGGUGGAGCUCAGCUCGUCGUCAUCUGAAGAGGACGUGCUGGUGGACAGGCUGAAGCAGCAGAGCCUGAUGGAGCCCAUAGGCGGACACUACUCCUCCACCAGCUCCCCUUCCUCCACCAGCAGCUACGAACGUGUCUCCCGUGACAACGGAGGGGGCGGACGCAUCCUGGUGGCCACGCCCAUUGAAAUCUGUGUGUAG